AUGUCCAUGGAAGAGCCGGCCGAAGCAAGCCCGACAGAUCGCGAAGGUGACGAGCCGUCAGAGCCGAGAGCAAAGCGCGCCAAGACCGAGAUAAACAAAGAUGCGCUGUCCCCGGACGCCGACCCCGACGGGGUCAACGCGCAGCUUGCAGAGAUUUUUGGUGAAGAUGUUGAGCCGUCAGGCCUGGAAAGAGUCCUAGCAGAAGCCGAAGCCGCGCUUUCCGAUGCGGAGUCGGCCGAGAGCUUUUUCGUAGAUGAGCCCCGGCUACCAGAUGAGGCAGCUGAGUUUGGCAUCCCGAAGAGCCAGCUUGACUUGGUCAAGGAUAUCUUCGGGGACACCUCCGUGUUGAGGCCAAUCGUGGAAGACGAGCCAGCUCCCGACGAGGAUGUGGUGCCAGCGGCAGUUCAUGCUAGCCUUGGCGCCGCCGAGGCCACCGCUGCAGCUGCAGCAUCUUCCUUAAAGCGGGAAGGCGAGGCUGAGGACGUGAAGAUGCUUCCGGUGCUUCCGGUCAUGGAUAGCCUUGAUCCGGACGUUUUGGAGAAGUCCUACCAGCUGCCGAAGGACCAGGAGUAUACGACGAGCCAGGAGCCUGAGCGCUGGCUGCAAUUCUACACGUCUGGCCCUGGCGGCGGGAGCUCGCAAGAUCGGUCCUGGACCGAUGAGGAAUACCAGAACGAGGCUCGUUGGCUUUUUCUGCAGCUCUUCAAUCCCAAAGGCUAUCAGCGUGAUCAGACGGAGGACGCCAUCAUCCUCGUACUGACACACCUGCAUGAGCAAAGGCUUGAGAUGCUUUACAUCAUUGAACAUCUCUGGUGGAAAGUGUCCAAGGUCCUCACAAAAGAAGAUCUCUGGAGCAUACAAGAGUUUGACUUACAGUGGCAGCCUCUUUGGACCAGAUACCAGCAUCUUCAGAAAUGGGUCGACAACGUGGAAAAGUUUGGGCAAAACCAACAACUUCCGGACUACAUCAAGAGAAAGACCGUGAGAGAGGUUUGGCAGCACCAAGAUGCAGAGACUCACCAGAGAGAUGCCCAGGAAUGGUUGCAGUCCAUGCAUCCCGCACAAGCUCCAUCUACAGGGAGAGAGCGUAAGCGUAACAGCACCUCCAUCGACGCAAUCAUGGAGAUGGCCAGGAAAUCCAAGUUCGACGAGAAGUUGGGUAUCGUGGAGUCCAUCGAUAUCAUGUCGCUGCAGGCUUUGGGGAUCACGCCUGCGCAGCUUGGGGACAAUGUGCAAGCUGAAAAGCGCGGCCCUAAGUUGAUCCCAGUCGCGAUGAUGCUUGCAUUGCCUUUCGACGAGAUCUGCGAAAGCCAUGCGGAUCCCAACUUCCACAACGCGCAGGCCAACGACAGGUCAAUCACCACCUUUCUUGUCCGACUGAUCGCCUCGGAGCCGAGAGUUCGCAGCUACGUGCGCCAGGAGUUCUGGAAGCUCUGCGCCGUUUCGGCUAAGGUCACAGAGGCCGGCAAAGCCCUGGCUAAGGAAGCUUCACAUUCCUUCAAGAAGAUGUACCGGUCCUUUCACGUCACCUACAGACCCGUGUCGAAGUUCGACGAGAAGAGCAACCUCUUCUUGGAGAUGCUCCAGCUUCAGCGCAAGGGGAUGAUCACGAUCGACUAUGAUCUCGUGCAAAUGUCAGCUGGACGCUCACUUCUGCAGGUUGUCCCGUGCACCGGCCGUGGAGACAGGGGAAGGCUCAAGCAGACAUUUACAGCUCACUGCAAGAAUCGAGACCCGAAUCAGGCUCCUGAAGGUGAGGACGCAGAGAAAAUGGCAGAUUACCACAAACUGGAGGAUCUCAUCCCGAAGAUGGAGGCGGCGGCGAAGUUGAAGGAGGCACACAGCCGCCGGCGAAGUUCUGGGGAUGACCUGAAGUCACAGGUAACUGCAUCCUUCCAGUGUGCUGGCAUCAAGUUUGAAGGCGAUGCCCUGUCCGAAUUCAUGGCGUUCGAUCCCAUCUUCGAGCAGCUCUCCCUGAUGUACUGUGUGACACUGGCAGAGGGCGACGACCGAAGAGUUGUCAACGAGACAGCCUGGAACCGCACCCGCAGGAGCAUUUUGAGGAAAGUGCUGAUGGAAGAGUUGUAUCCGACGAUGUGGGCGGAAGUGAAGGACCACCUUUCCAGGACAGCCAGUGCAGUGGUUUGUCGCGACAUCCGAGAAAGGCUCACGAAGAUGGUUGACGUCAAACCUCCCCCGGACACAGACAAGAAGUUGGACGAAGCGGAGGAUAAAGUGAACGAGCUGAGACAGGACUCCGACGACGAGGCGGCGGCGCAGCGAAAGCGCGAGGAUCCGAGCCUCUGGGAGAAGGAGCGGGAUGCCCGCAAAGCAGGUCUCCACUCGGCUCUGGUGAUCCUCCCUGAGGUUGGCUUAGCCGUGGAGACAGCCAUUGUGGGCUUCGUGAAUGCUUUCGGUGAACCAGUUGACAUGAGACAAGUCUUCAAAAGUUGCCUGAAGAUCCAGCACAAGGAAAGCAGGUAUGAGAAAGGGAGUUUCAACUACGACAAGGAUCAGGUGAUUUUGGAACACAAGGCUGUCGUCGAGAACAUGAUUGCAACCCACAAGCCUUCCGUUAUCCUGCUGGCGGUCACGGAUCCGGAAAUCAUGCGCUUGAAGGCAUCCGUGGAAAAUUUGAUUAACCGCGAGCAGAAGAUCGUGGCAAAUCUGAAAGUGUUGCCGAAGAUCAAGUUCGUGGACCCCACUGUGCCACGUGCAGUCGCCUACCACAAGCGCGUGCUGGAGUCCCCUGCCUACCGCGACUACCCGACUCCGGCACAUCGAAUCGCCAUCAGCUGUGCCCGAUUCUUUCAGGAUCCGUUGGCGGAGACCUGCCAGCUCUGGCAUGAGCUCCCAGAUGAGAAUGGUCUCUUCAAAGUCAACUUGCACCACCUUCAGCACGAUGUGCCGCGGGAGUUGUUUGGGCGCACCAUCACGCAGACCCUUCAAGAAGUCUUCGCCAAGUGCGGCUUGUACAUCAACAAGGUACGUCGGUCUCGUCAUCUGGAGAGCUUGAUCCAGUUCGUUCCGGGGCUGGGGCCCCGCAAGGCGAGGAUCUUUCACAAGGUGCUGACAGACUCUGUGAAAUCCCGUGCGACAGUACAGGACAUAAUGUCCAAGCAGCUGGGCGUGGAGGACACUGAGAACAAUGCAGUCCUCAAGAACAUGUUCCCCUUCAUUAAGAUCCAGCCGGAUUUCCGCGAUGGCUGGUAUGGCAGAGACAGAGAUGAGUGUGCUAGUCUUGAGCGCGUGCGGAUUGCACCUCAACUCUACCACUGGGUUAAUACGCUCUGCAAGGACGCGUUAGUGGCCCAGUCCGAGCAGCUCUUCGAUGACACGAAGGAGGAAGACAUGGAAGGUGACGUGGUGGGGCGGGUCAUGGACUUGCUGCGUAAUGACGCGAACUUCGUCAAUGUGAUCCAGGAUCAGGACUGGAGCACAUGGCACGAGCGAGCAGGCGAAAUGAACGUUCCUGACUCGGCCAACUUGGACAAGCUCUUCGAGACAAUCCUUGAAGAGCUCCAAGAGCCCUACAAGGACAACCGCCAGGUUGAGGAGAACGAGAUGCCAGGUACCGACCUGUUCUAUCUGGCCACAGCCGAGAGAACGGAAGCCUUUGCGGCUGGCAGUGUCGUCCGUGGCUCGGUGAUGAGAGACGAGGAGUAUCCCGACCGCGAGGUUGAAGUCAACAACUCCAAGACGCACAGGGUGUACGUGAAACUUGCAGGGGGGAAUGCCGUCACUGGCGUCUUCCAGAAGGAGUACAAGCAAAGCAGCGCCAAGAAGACAGGGCACAUACCUGGCUGCAAUCGCCACUUCACCCACGGCGAGCCGAUCCUCGCACGUGUCCGAGAGAUUACGCAAGGUCGAUUUAACUUCACCGUGCUGCUCUCUGUCGACCAUGACGAGGAGCAGUGGUUCGAUCUUUAUCCUGUUCAAUCCGACGAUGUUCCAUACUUCCUGCCGGAACAGCAUGAUGAUUGGACCAAGGUGACGUUGGGCCUCCUGGACAAUGCCGAGAUGCAGCGAAAGGCCAAGGUGAAGGACUGGAUCAGACGUCCACGGAACAUCAAGCAUCCCAACUACGUUCCUGGAGACCAUGAACAUGCCGUGAAGACCUUGGACAGCUUCUUUCUUGGCACUGUGCUCUUCCGGUCGUCGAAGCACCAUGAUGUUCUCGUUGCAAUGCUCAAGGUCUUACCAACGCAAGACCGAGAGGUUGCCAGCGGCACUGGAGGGGUGGUGAAAGCACUCAAGUGUUACAGAAGAUUUGAUGUCUUCGAGAAGAGAGCAUCAAAGUCAUAUGGAGACGGUUUUGAGGUCGCAGCCGAGCUGGAGGUUGAUGGAUACCUGUACCGGGACUUUGACGAAAUCAUCGCACGACACAUGGACCCGAUCAUGGACAACCUGCGGCUGCUUCAGGAGCACAAGCGCUACGGCCUGCGCAAUGGCACUCUCCUCCAAAGGGAGAGGGUUGAGCACGCCAUGAAGCAGAUCAGUAGUGACAACCAGAUGCUGCACUACACUUUGCUGCUGAAUUAUGAUGAACCAGGGCAUGGUGAUCUUCUCUGGUGCAUGCAGGGCAGAAGUGUGAGGCAUGAGCUCAUCGAAAUCACUCCGCGGGGCUUCAGCUUGUGGAAGCACAACUUCGGUUCCUUGGAGCAGAUGAUCUCCUGGUUUAAAAAGGUCGGGUGGAGGAAUGCCCCGAAACUGCGACGUGACUACAAGGAAGACCGAAAGCUGCAAGCGCAAGUCUUGAAGGACAAGCGCGGCCUGCAGACACCUGCCGGUCAAUCCGGUCGUGCCUUUACCCCCGAGUCAAACGCUGCCACCCCUGCGGGUAUGCGCAGCCCCCGUGUUGGCAUGCCGGGUAGUGUGGGCGCUGCACCGGGAAGUGCGCCGGGAAGUGUGGGCGGACUGGUAUCUCCAGCAGGAUAUCAGUACGGUGCCCCACAGACGCCCAUGAACGCUGCGACACCGGUGCCAAUGAAGGGAUCUUUUGGCAGUCGCCGGAACAUGUCGGAACCGCUCCCAGAUGAACCGUCUGCCGCGCAGCCAGCCAUUCAGAUGCUCGUGGUAUUCACUGCCGGUCUCAUCCUCUAUCCAGACCUCUCCUCCCUCAUGAAGAGAGAGGGCCAUCAAGAGGCUCGGCUCCGGACCAUUCUGUGCAUCCAGAUGUACCGGCGUCUGAAGAUUAUAGAGCAGAGCAACCGUGCUCCAUUUAUGCCAUGGGCAGACCCGCAGUACCAAAGCAUUGAGGAUUCUCGCAGUGUUCGCAUGCGUGAGCGUUUGUCGGCAAAGACCUGUAAAUUGGUUCUUGCCAUAAACAACAAAAGUGACGCUGUAUCCCGUAUGCAGCUGGGCAGCAAAAGCCUGUCGCGGCAAUUCCAGUUCCAGGUGCUGUGCCAGUCGCUCAGCUUUGCUGGAUUUCCUGAAGUCUUCCCAGGCACAGCGGCAACUUGCAAGGCAUCACGUGCAGCCACUGAGGACAGAGCAGAACGCUUGGCAGUGGCGGGCAAGACGCAUGUCGCCGUCACCUGGACCCGUGCGUCUUUUUACAAGGGGUUUGAGUUCCCGAGUGCCAGAUUGAACAACAUUCGAGAAGUUUGCGUCCGCAGCAACCUGUGGAAGCUGCCCUGCACUGACAAAGACAACGUACUGCGGGCGGUGAAAUUCCCCAGACACCGUUUGGUGCUUUCGAUCGGCGCGCUGCCACAGGACCACGGCACGCCUGCCGGCAUGAUUCCAGAGACGCCGAUCGCUGCUUUCAAAAACAGCAGCAUUCCUCAGACGCCGACUGCACCAGCUUCAGGCCGACCGGUGCUUGGCCCACAACUUUCGGCGGUUCUAGGCUCUAGGCCCUGA
This is a messenger RNA of Symbiodinium sp. CCMP2592, 5865 nucleotides long. Lineage: Eukaryota; Dinophyceae; Suessiales; Symbiodiniaceae. The record is from the annotation of a GenBank genome assembly.